Striga asiatica is the source of this 2441-nucleotide messenger RNA. The record is from the annotation of a GenBank genome assembly. Lineage: Eukaryota; Viridiplantae; Streptophyta; Magnoliopsida; Lamiales; Orobanchaceae.
GUCUGUAGAUAGUCUUCGUCACGCCCACGCACAAUUUCCAUAUAUGAGGGCAAGCAAGAGUCAAAAGAUAAAAAGAAGAAAUUAUUGGCACAAUCAAUUACAACUACCACUUUAUUUGCAGCCCUCGGCUAUCGUGCGCCUGUCCCUGCGGCUUCUGGAACGUUUUCUCACUAGGUUGCUUCUUUAGUUGGUUUCGACAGUUGCCGACGAUCAUGGAUGGAGACGGAGCGCAGUCGCUGCCGAUGCCGCCGCCGGCGGCGGAGGAGCAGUACGUCAAGGCCAAGAUUUCGGUGUGGUGGGACAUCGAGAACUGUCACGUGCCCAAGAGUUGCGAUCCGCACACCAUCGCGCAGAACAUAAGUUCGGCGCUCGUGAAGAUGAAUUACUGUGGGCCCGUCUCUGUCUCAGCCUACGGCGACACCACCAGGAUCUCGUCCUCCGUCCAGCACGCGCUGAACAGCACCGGCGUCGCGCUUAAUCAUGUCCCCGCCGGUGUGAAGGAUGCAAGUGACAAGAAGAUUCUGGUUGACAUGUUAUUUUGGGCUGUUGACAAUCCUGCGCCCGCCAAUUAUCUACUGAUAUCUGGUGAUAGAGACUUCUCAAAUGCUCUCCACCAACUUAGAAUGCGUCGUUAUAACAUUCUUUUGGCCCAACCUCAAAAGGCAUCUGCAGCAUUAGUUGCUGCUGCUAAGAGUGUAUGGCUUUGGACGAGUCUAUCUGCUGGAGGGCCACCACUUACAAAUGCUGAAUCUGCCCAAUUUGUAACUAACAGCAAUGGACAGUUACCUGUCAGUGACUCAUUACACACUGAAGCCAUCAGUGGAAACCAACCUCUGAAUUCAUUUCAUGGCAGUCUAAAUUUGGGAAAUCAGAAACUUUCGAAUGCGGGAAGAGAAAGUGAUCCAAAAUACAAAGGAAAACAAACUUGGCGAAACAGCACACAACCCGGUAUGCAAAGAAACCCAAGUAACACAAUGAAGCCUGAAGAAAAUUAUAACAAUUCCAAAUUCCAAACGGCAUAUGGGCACCCUAAGCCGUUCAAUCUUCCUCAGGACUCGUCUGGUGCUUAUAGAGCUCCUAAUACUGGAUCAGGGCCCUCUUAUUCUACUGGUCCUGAUUCUUGGGUAAACGGUAAUUACCAUCAUGGAACUUAUCAAAAUCAAUAUCAUCAACAAUUCAGGGCAAAUGUGCCCCCUGUUGAAAACUGUUCACCUGAUGUUAGCAAUUUACAUAUUUCCGAGCCGCCAAACAAUUCACAACAAACAAAUGGAGGAGAGAAAAGGCCAGCUUUAGUUGAGCCUGCAAACCGCCCAAGUUUAAAGAGUCCGCAAAAAGGGUAUAUUACACAGAAAAGAUCUUCUUACCAAGAACCACAGAUCACUAGACGUUCUCAUGCUAAUCAAGAGGUUCGACCUCCACCUCUCUCUUCAGCAUCAGGAACUGCUGUUAUCUCUGUUAAUGGUGUUUGGGGAACAUCCGGACACCCUAAACCUUCUGAUUAUGUGCAAGGUCUUAUUGGGAUUAUUAUACUUGCUUUAAACACCCUUAAGAAUGAGAAGAUUAUGCCUACCGAGGAAAAUAUCACAGACUGCAUCAGAUAUGGAAAUAUCAAACAUCGCAAUACUGAUGUCAAGAAAGCUUUGGCAUCUGCCCUUGAGCAGCAGUUGGUAAUACAGCACCAACUAGGUAACCUGCAGUUGUAUGUGGGAAAAAAUGAAAAAGUUUGGCAAUGCGUGAACCCUAUGGCUGGAGAUGCAGUCAAGUACCCAAAGGCUACGUGGGAUGAAAUCCAAAAUUUCCUUUCGUCCCAUGCUGGAAGAUCGGCAAUACAGGAUACGCAAUGCAGGUACGAGGCUGCAACAGUUAUGAAAAAGAUGUGCUUGAAAGAGCUUUCGUUGGGUGAGAUACUCCAACUCUUGCAGAUGGUAAUUAACAUGAAAAAGUGGAUUGCUUAUAAUCAUCAGUCAGGAUGGAAACCAAUUAAGGUCACGCUUGCAGAGGUGCCGACAGAACUUGGCAGGUUAGAAUUCUGUUCAAGUAUAGAAUGGUUAAAACGAAUCCCUCUCCCCUUGGGUUUACUGGCUGCAGACUGUGCAGCCAGGAAUGACUAUUCUUCAAACAUUUUGGAGAGGAAAAAGGCUGCUUUUCUCAAAUUGACCAAGGAAUUUCUAAUGGGCCACCUAGCCUUUGGAAAGCCAAGGGAGGGAAUAACAGAUUUCAGCAGUGUAAGGCUUAGAGCUCGACGAUUUGUGGGGACUGUUAGGUGGAUCUUCAUGUUUGCUGCUCUAGUUGUGGCUGAGAAAGUGACAGCCCGGACAAGGACAAUGUCGCAGCUUGAGAUGGAGUAUGUAUUCAAAUAUAAUAUGAAGAAAAUUUGCUCGUGCUUGGCGCUGGAGCUUGGAGGUGUCGAUAACGAUGUGAUGGUGAUGGCUGUUCUAUGA